AUGUCAGCGGGCAAAGGCCAAAAGAGAUCGAAACGAAACGAGGAAAUCUCAUCAGAUGAAGAUAUUUCGGCAGAUGAAGGACGACCGCCUGUAAGGCCUGGACUAGGCCCGUAUUCAGGGAUUGAAGAAAUCGAUGACGACGACCAAUUUGAGGAUGUUCAACAGACGGCUUAUAGGAAAGCAAAACAGUUGCUGGCCGAUAUUAGGGUGAAACUUUUUUGA
Molecule: messenger RNA, 222 nt
Organism: Anisakis simplex (herring worm)
Lineage: Eukaryota; Metazoa; Nematoda; Chromadorea; Rhabditida; Anisakidae
Source: the annotation of a GenBank genome assembly